AUGGCAGACCCAUCAAUCUACAACUUCCUCAACCAUCAACAGCAGCAGUUCCCUUCUCCUUCUUCAAAACCCACAAAAAAAAGCUCAACAAACCUACCCCACUCCUCCUCUUCUCGUCACUUCCCAUGCCCUUACUGUCCUCGCAGGUUCUACACCUCUCAAGCUCUCGGUGGCCAUCAAAAUGCCCACAAACGUGAAAGAGCUGCUCUACGCAGAAACAACAACAUCCUCAACACUACCAUCUCAACAGACCCUUCAUUGCCAAUACCUUCAUCAUGUGUUAACCAUAACGGCCACCCAGCAGCAGCAAGUCCUCCUGAAGUAUUAGUUUUGAACCAAUACCACCAGUAUCAGGCUCCUGACCACCCCAUGAUGAGUAGCAACCACCAUUUUCUAGGACCAUCCAGUACUGCAGGUGUAUAUGUUUCGGUUCCUCAAUAUAGUGGGCUUUAUGGUGGGUCUGCAGCUCCUACUUCUCUUGAUCAUGAUAUUGGUAGUGAUUAUGAUCUUUCAGCAAUUACUGAUCCUAACGACAACCCUAAUGACCCUGCAAAUAGGUGCUCCGAGAAGAGAGUGAGUGCAGUUGCCAUAAGCAAUGAUGGACUGUAUGUUUGCUUUGCCGACAAAUUUGGAGUUAUUUGGGUGGUGGAUAUCUGCAUGGACUUAAUGGAAACGAAACUUUGGUCGAUACGAAGGCGGAGCCAGUGCUUGCGCAUUAUUGCAGCAUCAUUACUAGCCUGGUGGGCUGUCCACGUUUUAGGUCUUUCCUCUUCUUCAGUGCUGGGAUCGAGAUUUUACAAUAGAAGUGAAGUGAGCUGUUCUACUGUCACUGAUCUGUGUACUAUUCCAGGCGGUAAUGUUGUUGCAGUGGCCAUUCAAAGGCAAGUCUCUAAACAGUGCCAGUUACUAAUUACUACAUGGUUCCAUUACAACUCCUUGGCCCGAGUAAGGAUUCUUUCUGGUUUCCAGAAGACCGUUCCCGGUACCACCAAGCAUGAGUUAACUGUGUUGGAUGAUAAUGAGGUACCUGCGGCAGAGAAACAGCUUGAGAAGUUGCAGGGAAGUGUAACUACUGAGGAAGAGGUGUUCCUAGCAGCUGCUGAAGCUGUAAAAACAUCAACGUGCAAUUUGUUAAUUAAGAAGCGGUACACGACAGAGAAAAGAGAAUUUAGAAAGAGAGUAAUCUUUCCUCCGGAGAAUGAAUCAUUGGUUGCUCGAGAAUUUGAAUCCGCAGAAAAAUAUGCAAAUGUUCAGAUCCCAAAAUUUCUACUACUGGCGGGCUUGGACUCAGCUCGGUAUCUAAGUGUUCUGUAG
This is a messenger RNA of Dovyalis caffra, 1314 nucleotides long. The record is from the annotation of a GenBank genome assembly. Lineage: Eukaryota; Viridiplantae; Streptophyta; Magnoliopsida; Malpighiales; Salicaceae.